Ahaetulla prasina is the source of this 1519-nucleotide messenger RNA. RefSeq names its product solute carrier family 25 member 33 (gene SLC25A33). The coding region runs from base 77 to 1039 and encodes 320 amino acids. NCBI's taxonomy places the organism in Eukaryota, Metazoa, Chordata, Lepidosauria, Squamata, Colubridae. Gene Ontology annotation, cellular component: mitochondrion. Gene Ontology annotation, biological process: pyrimidine nucleotide import into mitochondrion. The record is from RefSeq and is a predicted model, not a curated record. Gene Ontology annotation, molecular function: pyrimidine nucleotide transmembrane transporter activity. The transcript has 7 exons.
GUUUCGGCAGUUCGUAGCGCAGCAGCCGCAGCAGCGCCGGGAAGGACCGAGGCCGGCUUGGGGCGGGCGGCGGGCAAUGGCCGGGGUCUCGGCGGAGAAGAGCACGCUGCUUCAUCUGUUCGCCGGGGGAUGCGGAGGGACAGUGGGGGCCAUCUUCACCUGCCCUUUGGAAGUGAUCAAGACAAGGUUGCAGUCCUCAAGGUUGGCCUUCCGCGCUGUCUACUAUCCGCAGGUUCAUCUGGGCACACUCAGCGGCGAAGGCGUGGUCCGUCCUACCUCUUUGCCCCCAGGCGUCCUUCAGGUGCUGAAGUCCAUUUUGGAAAAGGAGGGCCCGAAGUCACUUUUCCGUGGGCUGGGGCCCAAUCUGGUUGGAGUCGCGCCAUCCAGAGCUGUUUAUUUUGCAUGUUAUUCCCGAGCGAAGGAGCAGUUCAACCACGUCUUCGUACCCAACAGCGAUAUGGUCCAUAUCUCAUCGGCGGCUUCCGCAGCUUUUGUGACAAACUCCCUGAUGAAUCCCAUCUGGAUGGUGAAAACCAGAAUGCAGCUAGAAAGAAGAGUCCGCGGCUCGAAGCAAAUGAACACCCUCCAAUGCGCCAGGUAUGUUUACCGCUCCGAAGGCAUCCGGGGCUUUUACCGAGGCCUUACCGCCUCCUACGCGGGCAUCUCCGAGACCAUCAUCUGCUUUGCUAUUUAUGAGAGACUGAAGCAACUCUUAAAAGAUCCCAGCUGGUCCCCUUUCACUGGAAACCCGGAGAAGAAUUCCACCAAUUUCCUCGGAAUCACGGUUGCCGCUGCCAUUUCCAAAGGAUGCGCGUCUUGCAUCGCUUACCCACACGAGGUCAUCCGGACGAGGCUACGCGAGGAAGGAACCAAGUACCAGUCCUUCCUCCAGACGGCCCGGCUGGUAUUCCAAGAAGAAGGCUAUUUUGCUUUUUAUCGCGGACUUUUUGCCCAGCUGAUGAGGCAGAUACCAAACACGGCGAUCGUCCUGUCCACCUACGAAUUGAUCGUGUAUCUGUUAGAAGAGCAAGUGAAGUAGCCGUCCGAAGCCCAGAUCGAAUGCAGCCAGUAACAAAAUUAUAUUAAUAAUAAUAAUAACAACAGCACAAUGAUUGUGGGACAGUUCACAACAACACACUAGGGGGAAAAACAAACUUUCGAAACGGACAGUCUGCUUGCUGGAUGUUGUUUUGAGGAGGGGGCAUUUCUCCUCUCCGCCCUCCCCUUCCCCCCUCCUCCCCCCCAUUGCAAUUUUUUUUCCAGUCUUUGUUUUUAAAGGUAACGUAUGUUAAUAAGGGUUGUUGGUUUGGUUUUUUUUUAACUUAAAUGAGACACGGUUCAGAAAUUAAAAGAAUGACUGAAUUAAAUUAUGUUAUUUAAUUUCUGCGGAUGCUGUUGGACAGACUCUUCUUUCAUAUGCUCGUUUCUUUUCUUCUUCUUUUUAUCGUGGAAAGUUGUGAUUUUUUGAUUGGGAGAGGUUGCUUGGAGGCGGGGGGUGGAAAAAAACCAACAACCCGCC